UGCAAACUUGUUGCACGACGAGGCGUUUCGGCUGAUUUCACGGAGGCGCCCCGGUAGCGUUUGACGCAUUUUGUGAUGUUAAACUAGCCGAUAUCCGAGCGAUAAUACCAAUCAGGGGAGAGACUAAAGCUCGCUGGGCUCUUUGUAUUUCUGCCUGCGCUGUGGCGGCUGAUCGCAGCGACAAAGGCACUGCUUCAGCUAACCUCCAGCUAACAUCGCCUUCGCCCCUUUUCGCUGAAGUGUUUACUCGGAGAGAGAAAGCAGUCCGAGCGAAGAUUUUCAGCUGAACUCCCACUUGUCCACACUGGCCAGCAUCCACAAGAUCUACCACACACUGCACAGGCUGAAUCUGACCGAGGACGUUGGGCCAGACACUCACGCCACAGCCUGCUGCUCCCGAGCCAUGCCCCCCAGGAAAAAGAGGAGGCCCACUGCAGGAGAUGACCUGUCUGCCAAGAAGAGCCGCCAGGACAACGUUUACAGAAAACAGGAGCCGUCACAUAUUCAGGAGGCCGAGGCUUUUUCCAAUAAGAGAUGUCUGGAGUGGUUUUAUGAGUAUGCAGGUUGUGAUGACGUGGUUGGACCAGAAGGCAUGGAGAAAUUCUGUGAAGAUAUCGGAGUAGAACCAGAAAAUGUGGUGAUGCUGGUGUUGGCCUGGAAGCUGAAUGCCCAGAGUAUGGGCUACUUCACCCUGCAGGAGUGGCUCAAGGGGAUGGGCUCAUUGCAAUGUGACUCAACUGAAAAACUCAGGAACUCUCUAGACUACCUGAGGUCUAUCCUCAACGAUGCCACCAGUUUCAAGCUUAUUUACCGAUACGCCUUUGACUUUGCCCGGGAGAAGGAUCAGAGAAGUUUAGACUUAAACACUGCCAAGUGCAUGCUGGGACUUCUUCUGGGGAAGAUCUGGCCACUGUUUCCUGUGUUUAACCAGUUUCUAGAGCAAUCCAAGUAUAAAGUAGUAAAUAAAGACCAGUGGUGCAAUGUUCUAGAAUUCAGUAGGACCAUCAACUUAGAUCUCAGUAACUAUGACGAGGAUGGAGCCUGGCCAGUGUUGUUGGAUGAAUUUGUGGAAUGGUACAAAGACAGAGAAAUGUCAUAGCGACAGCUUCUUUGCCUCGACCACCGACAACUAGAAAUUAAUCGACAACAAGCACCAUGGCGGCAAAGACAGAAAUGGCUUAGAAACAACGGUCCACAAAGAAACAAAGCAUAACAAACCUGAACCGGCUGGGGCGAUUUGUAGGUGUCCUGCCAGUGAAGAGCGUAUGUGCGUGUUUGUGAAUGAGCGAGCGAGCGAGUGUUCUGUAAUGCACCAGUUCACAUGUUGCCCUUCUCACCAUUCUUAUGUGAGGGUCACCACUGGUGAUAUGUAGGAGAAACGGCACCUCGGCCCUAAAUCCCCACCUGAUGUCCUCCCCAACAUGCAGCGCAUCAUGGGAAAGCACACAGCCAACCUCAGUGCCGCUCCCUCCCACCCUACUGUGACGUGUCAUCUUACUGUGAAUGUUUUAAUGGGUGUCAAAGAGGGUUCAGAUACCCAACAUGCUUGGCUAACUCGAAACUUAUUCCUCUUUUUUUUUCUUAGUGAUCAAUCAUAAUAGUGCUCUGUUGUACUCAGGGCCUCAUUUAUCAAAUACAGUCCAGUAAGGACGGAUAUGUGGAUAGGAAAGUCUCAUUCAGAAGCAGCUUUCAUCAAGAGAGUCUGUUGCUGAUGAAUUUCCCCUGUAGACACGGUGGUCAAACAUUAGACUAGUUUCUCCUGUUUAUUAUAUUCUGUGGUAAAACUUUAGUAGUUUCAGGAGACGAGAACAUACAGGCCUGCAAGAGAAAUAAUUAAAAAAAAAAAAAUCUUCAAGUUACAUAAAUCUCAGACAUAUAUGUAAUAAAUGGAAAAUGUUGGGUGGUUUUUCAUAGUUCUUAUUA
This is a messenger RNA of Pygocentrus nattereri (red-bellied piranha), 1923 nucleotides long. It is a transcript of the gene dcun1d4, whose product is annotated as DCN1, defective in cullin neddylation 1, domain containing 4 (S. cerevisiae). The transcript has 11 exons. Bases 404 to 1099 code for a protein of 231 amino acids. The record is from RefSeq and is a predicted model, not a curated record. Gene Ontology annotation, molecular function: ubiquitin conjugating enzyme binding; cullin family protein binding; ubiquitin-like protein binding. Gene Ontology annotation, cellular component: ubiquitin ligase complex. Gene Ontology annotation, biological process: positive regulation of ubiquitin-protein transferase activity; protein neddylation. Lineage: Eukaryota; Metazoa; Chordata; Actinopteri; Characiformes; Serrasalmidae.